CUUGGUUUUAAAUAUUGUGCCAUUAGUAGAGAAUACUCUAGAGAAUUUUUCAUUUUGUUAUUGUGAUAAAUAGCAGGGUUUACAGUAAAUGGAGACUGUUAUUUGUCAUGUAAACAAAUAAUUAUCUAGUUUGUAUUGCUGCUUGAUCCUUCAGCAUCAGCAGCAAGUUUCUUUUAACUCUGUUCCUGUAGUUGAGYGUGGCUCAGGAAACUGUGGUGUCCUGAACUCAACACAGUAAAGUCACAGUGCGCUAGCUAAGGCUGCUAACUAGCAGGUGCUAGCUCAGGGUGCUGAGAGGCCAGUAGGCCUGGUCCUUGUCAGGAUGCGGCUACUGUCUUUGAAAUCAAGCUUCUGCUAUUUUAGCGCGUUCAGGAGGAGGAGAAGGAAACGCAUUUCUGCAUCACAGGAGGAUGUUGACAAGGCGGUUGCAGCAGCCAAAGCGGCCAUGCAGCUGGACUCUGCUUGGCGGAAGAUGGAGCCCCCCCGCAGGGGGAGGUUGCUACACAAACUGGCGGACCUGGUGGAGAGGGACCGGAAACUGCUGGCGACCUUGGAGACACUGGACACAGGAAAGCCAUUUCUCCAAGCUUUCUUCACUGACCUGGAAGGUAGCAUCAAAACGUUGCAUUACUAUGGAGGCUGGGCUGAUAAGAUUCAUGGCAAAAGUGUGCCUGUGGAUGAAACCUAUCUGUGCUUAACCAGACAUGAACCUAUUGGUAUUUGUGGAGCCAUUAUUCCAUGGAAUUUCCCUCUGCUGAUGCUCAUGUGGAAGUUAGCACCGGCCCUGAGUUGUGGAAACACUGUGGUCAUCAAACCGGCAGAGCAGACCCCACUCACUGCGCUGCACAUUGGAUCACUGAUCAAAGAGGCAGGCUUCCCUCCUGGAGUGGUGAACAUCAUUCCAGGGUUUGGAUCCACAGCUGGAGCAGCGAUUGCCAGCCAUGAAGGCAUUGAUAAAGUGGCCUUCACCGGCUCCACAGAGGUGGGCCAACUGAUCAAAGAGGCUGCAGCCAAAAGUAAUCUGAAGAGAGUCACUUUGGAGCUGGGAGGGAAGAACCCUUGUAUUGUGUUUGCUGACUGUGACUUGCAGAUGGCUGUGGAGGAAAUUCAAAAAGGAGCUUUUUACAACCAAGGCCAGUGCUGCACAGCUGCAUCACGUGUCUUUGUGCAGGACAGGAUUUAUGAGGAGUUUGUGCGCCGUAGCAUAGAAAAUGCAAAGAAGAUUGUCAUAGGAGACCCACUGGACCCCCAGACAACACACGGGCCACAGAUUGACCAACAACAGUUUGAAAAAAUAAUUGGCCUGAUAGAAAGUGGGAAAAAAGAAGGUGCCAAGCUGGAAUACGGAGGAGGAGCUGUGGGAGAAAAAAGUCUCUUUAUUCAUCCCACCAUCUUCUCCGAGGUCAAAGACAGCAUGAGGAUCGCCAAGGAAGAGAUCUUUGGGCCUGUGCUCUGUAUAUUCAGCUUUAAGAGCAAACAGGAAGUCAUAGAGAGGGCCAACAACUCUCAGUAUGGCUUGGUGUCUGCUGUGUUCACAACAAGUAUGGACAGAGCUCUGUCUGUGUCUGGAGCCCUGGAGACUGGAACUGUCUGGAUAAACUGCUAUAACGCCAUGCAUGUCCAGACUCCAUUUGGAGGAUACAAGAUGUCAGGAAAUGGAAGAGAGCUAGGGGAAUAUGCCCUUGCAGAGUACUCUGAGGUAAAAACUGUAACCUUCAAGAUGAAUGAUUCCAUGUGAGCGGAGCUGGGAAGGUCCAUGCCACCCUGCACUGUCCUGAUCCUUAUGUCAUCCAGUUUUAAAACUAUAGAGCAUCCGAAUUUUUGAUUUAGAUUGUUAUAAUUUCCAGGUUGUGAACGCUAGAAGAAAAUAUUUGGGUUAGAAAUUCUAUGCCUUCAGAAAGUAUUCAUCUCUUUUAGCAUUUUUCACAUCUUUAUUUGUAUUUGUAUAAUUUUAUUAACAUAUUAACAUGUUUGUAGACAAUGGCAAAAACGAUUUAUUCACAAUAAGAAUUUUAAAGCUGAAGAUUAAAUAAAGUUAGAAAAGGUGA
This is a messenger RNA of Poecilia reticulata (guppy), 2048 nucleotides long. The record is from RefSeq and is a predicted model, not a curated record. NCBI's taxonomy places the organism in Eukaryota, Metazoa, Chordata, Actinopteri, Cyprinodontiformes, Poeciliidae.